Camelina sativa (false flax) is the source of this 1461-nucleotide messenger RNA. The record is from RefSeq and is a predicted model, not a curated record. Lineage: Eukaryota; Viridiplantae; Streptophyta; Magnoliopsida; Brassicales; Brassicaceae.
AUGGCGAGAUCCUUGAAUAUUUGUUUAUUCUUAUUCAUUUCUUCGACAUCAAAGCUAACCACAAGCUAUCCUCUCUCCACAAAGUCUCGAUGGAUCGUGGACGAAAAAGGCCAAAGGGUGAAACUAGCUUGCGUGAACUGGCCUGCUCAUCUCCAGCCUACGGUAGCUGAAGGGCUAAGCAAACAACCAUUAGACUCCAUCUCCAAGAAGAUUGUCUCAAUGGGUUUUAACUGCGUUAGGCUCACUUGGCCUCUUGAUUUGAUGACUAACGACACAUUGGCCCUUAAGGUUACUGUUAAACAGUCUUUCGAAAGCUUGAAGUUGUUUGAAGAUGUUCGUGGGAUUCAGACUCACAAUCCCAAAAUCCUUAAUCUCCCCCUUCUCAACGCAUUCCAGGAAGUGGUAUCGAACCUAGGACAAAACGGAGUGAUGGUGAUACUAGAUAACCACUUGACAACCCCAGGCUGGUGCUGUGGCGAGAAUGACCUCGACGCCUUCUUCGGCUACCCUAACUUUGAUCCCAAAGUCUGGGCCAAUGGCUUGAGCAAGAUGGCUACUCUGUUCAAAAGUGCCACUAAUGUCGUUGGUAUGAGCCUUAGGAACGAGCCACGUGGCACUAGAGAUUACCCUGACCUUUGGUUCAGGCAUAUGCCACAAGGAGCAGAAGCAGUGCACGCCGCAAACCCUAAAUUACUAGUCAUCCUCUCCGGCAUCGACUUCGACACAAAUCUCUCUUUCCUCCGUGACCGUUUCUUCAACGUAAGUUUCACCGACAAACUCGUCUUCGAGCUCCACUGGUACAGCUUCUCUGACGGCGGAGACUCGUGGAAAAAAUACAACUCUAACGAUUUCUGCGCCAAAAUCAUCUCAAAAGUUACACACAACGGAGGAUUCUUAGUAGGGAGAGGCUUUCCUUUGAUCUUGAGCGAGUUUGGGACUAACGAGGGAGGCGGUGACAUCAGCGGAAACCGGUAUAUGAACUGUUUGGUGGCUUGGGCGGCUCAGAAUGAUUUGGAUUGGGCGGUUUGGGCGUUAACCGGAGAUUAUUAUUUGAGAAACGGACCUGGACUACAAUCCAAGAACGUUCUCUUCCAUCCAUCAUCUGGACUUUGCGUCACUAAUAAUCCCUCAGACAAAUCACCCACACUUCGAUUAGGACCAUGCCCUAAAGCCGACACAUGUGCGUUCAACACCAACGAAGGCAUUCUUUGGGUCAAUAAAAUGUGCGUGCAAACUCCGAGCUUUGCUGGACAAAAGGUGGAGCUUGGAGUUGGCACUAACUGUUCUAAGCUGGGACAAAUCGCAGCUACCAAGAUGCAUUGGUCGUUCAAGACAAGUAAUGGUUUGUUGCUAUGUCUUGACGUGGACGAACGUGACAACAGCAUCGUCGUUAACCCUUGCAAGUGUUUGACCAAGGAUGGUUCGUGUGAUCCAGCUAGCCAAUGGUUCAAAGUUCUUUAA